ACUAGCAGCAUCGCGAGACCCACACACACUCUCACUCAUAGCAUCAUCACUGCUCUGCUGCACCACAGAGAGAGGCACGCUGAGCAUUCACCCUCUUUCUCUCUCUCUCUCUGCUCCUUCCUCUACUGCGCACUCUCUCUCUGUUCACCUUGGCUGCUGGGUGGUGUGGAGUUAUUGUUGCGUCAGAACCAGAGAGAUCCAGACAGCCAUGCCGGGGGAGAGCUCUCACAGAUCUGUCCCCAAAGAAAGACAUCCGGAGCUUGGAGCAGAGCAGACAGGCUUGCCUGAAACAGACAUGACCAGACAUGCCUCCACUGACUCCACUCCUAGUGACAGUGGCUCCACCCCUAGUGACAGCGGCUCUAGUCCCUCCCCCAGCACCCCUCAGAAGCUGCUCCCAUCAUGCACCUCUCCUUUUGGGCCGCGGCUGGUCCGGGCCACGCCCAGCUCGUCCGCGACCCCGCGACCCCAGCCUGAAGGUUCCGACCGUCGCCACAGUAACACGAUCCGGCUUAGCGGGACGUUUGGAGGUCACGGACCCUGUGGACGUCGCAGCGGACCCGUGAAGAUGGAGAGAAUCAAGGUCCUGAUGGGCUCAGAGGUGGAGAGCGACUACAAGGAGCCAGAGAACAUGGACACACGGGUGGUGAUGGGCCAGGAGGCCCUGCUCAAGACCAAGAAGACCCUGACAGGGAAGUGCCCUUGCAGGCAGAGCAGCCAGGCGAUACCCCUGCCCGGAGGCCCAGUCUUGGAGGUCCCUAACCCUCCCUCAGAAGCACAGGCAGAGGCUGGGGAAAAGGCCCAACUGGACACAGGGCAGGAGAAAGACAAUUCACCUCUGACCCCAAAGAUGGAGCAAGAGCAGGAGAGAAUCCCUGUCCUGCCCAUUAGCCCUCUCCUCACCCCUCUCCUAACCCCCCUCAUCCCUGCCUCCCCUCCCUCCUCAGAGCCAGUCACAGUGGAUGUUAGUUUGACGGGCAGCUCAAGCCCUUUGGAGGCAGGGCUGUCUCCCUAUGGUGAAAUGUCUUUUGUUUGUUCCAUGUAUGCCAUGCCCUCCCUGUCCGAGCCAGCCUAUCCCCCUGCUAUCCUGUCCUUCUCUGAGCCGGUCUAUGCCGUGGACCCUCUGAGAGUGGGCGUUCCCUCAUCCCUGGAUCCUGACCUGUACUACACCGCCCCCUCCACCCCCAUCAAGAUGGCUCCUCACCCCUCAUACCUCAAACAUCGCUCUUACCCCGGCUCCCCAGCCUCUCCCCUCUCACAAAACACCCCCUCGGACAGCGAGGACCUGUGCUCCCCCCUCACCUCCCCCUCUGGCUCCUACGUCACGGCGGAGGGGGGCAGCUGGACCUCUUCCACCUCCCCCUGCACCUCCCCCAAUCUGCUCCUGGCAGAGGAGGUGCAGGAGGCACCUGCAUGCUUUGUCAGCUCGCUGUCUGAAAUCGGAGAUGAGGUGGGAGAGGAGAGGGGAGCUGUAGGGGAGAGGGCAGAGGAGAAGGGAGGAGGAGCAGCAGAGUGGCGAUUCUGCCUUUAUAAGGGUCUAGCAGAGACUGUGAUCCUGGAGGAGGAGGAGGUGCUGAGAGGGGAGGUGAGUGGGGGGGGGAGUGAGGAAGCGACAGUCUCAAGAGGUAGCUGUCGCCCCCGCUGGGUGACAGAGGACACUUCCCCAUUGAGGAGCAGCAGCGGCAGAAGCACUGACUCCCAGGAAGAGGGAGGGGAGUCGGAGGGCUCGCUCUGCCCAGCAGAGGAUGCUCUAGCUGGGGGACAGCAGUACUCUAGUCCCCUGCUGCAAAGAGGCCUGGAGCUGGAGCUGCAGGCCUGUGUGGCUGAGGAACUUUACCCUCCCAUUACCAACCCAGAGGAUGGAACAGGCUCCCCACGGUUGACCUCCAUGUCCUUCCCCUUCGCCCCAGACAUGGGGAACCUAACCCAUCACACCUCCAGUGUCAACCCUGCCUCCCCCAAACUUCCCCUGGACACCUGCUCUCCAGAUGUGUCAGACGGGGAUAACUCCAGUCCAUACGGAGAGAUGGGUACCUUCCUUCUGUUUCCAGGCUCCUACAGUGAUGAUGGAGAGAUGGAGGAGGAGGAGGAGGAGGAGGAGGAGGAGGAGAGGAUGAUCCCAGCCUCUCUGCUUAACUUUCCCCUCCACACCAGUCUCCUCUUUCAGGCAGACUCCAUGGAGAUCACUCUCUUCCCCACAGAGGAGGGGAAUGAGGGAGGAGAGGGAAAUGACAGGAACGAAGGGAACGAUGUGGAUGCAUACGCGGCCGGAGAGGAGGAGGGGGACGUGGAGGAUGAUGAUGAAGAUGAUGAUGAAGAAGAAGAAGUGGAGGCUAAGGUAGAGAUAGAGGAGGCUAAGGUAGAAAUAGCGAUAGAGGAAGAGGUUGAUGAAGAGGAGGGUGAGGAUGUUGAGGAAGAGGAGGAUGAGGGUGAGGGUAAGGCUGUAAAUGACCCAGCUGAAGAGGACAACUCGGCCUCCUUCCUUCAUUCACUGUCGGAGACUUCCAUCAACGAAGGUCUGGAUGAGUCCUUCUGUUUCCAUGAUGACACUGACGACUCACUAGACUCCGCCUCUUAUAAUGGUGAAGAGGAUGAGCGGCUGUACAGCACAGAGAGACAUGCUGAACCACCCACAGGACCACCCACAGAACCACACCAAGCCAAACCUCAGCCUGAAACUAGACCAGAGGCCCACAGCACUGAACUGUCUCAGUCCCAGAGCAGCCCUAGCCUAAUCAAUCCCCCAGGAGACAAAGAGCCCCGGCCUGAACCACCACAACCACAACCUGCACUUGCACCUGCCCAACUUGCGGAAUCAGCCCACCCCAAGUCCUCGAACAGCGGCAGUGGGAGUGAAAUGGAGACCUCCUCAGAGUUCUCUGACCCUCCUGUCCCCUCUCCUUCUCAGGAGAGCCCUUCUGUCUCUACCCUUACCCCUAAACCUUCUACAACCCCUUACCCUGUCUCGAUUACCCCAAAGACUACCCCUGCUACCGUGUCAACCCCUAAAACCAAGCCUGCAUCUCUCUCUAACCCCAACACUAACUUUGCUCCUGCCCCUAAUGCUAAAUCUGCUACUGUCUGUACCACUAAGACUAACCCUGCUACAGCCUCAACCCCACAAAAUAACUCUGCUACUGCCUCCACCCCCAAAACUAACCCUGCUACUGUUUGUACACUUGAAAUGAACCCUGCUACGGUCUCUACCCCUAACACUAACAGUGCUCUUACCCCUAACGCUAAAUCUCCUACGGCCUGUACCACUAACACCAACCCUGCUACAGCCUCAACCCCCAAAACUACCCCAGGUACAUGCUCUACCCCAAACCCUACUGUUACUCCUAACACUAACCCUGCUGCUACAAUCGAGGAGACAGCGUCCCACAGCAAUCCUGUCACCCUGGCAACAGAAGCAGGGCAAGCCAAAGCAGCUGCAGAGGAAGUACAGGCUGGUACGGUGAGAGAGGAGGACAAAAGGAGCGGUGAAAAGAGAGAGAAAGACAAACAGAGCAGUGGGGAGAGAGGAAAGGACAAACAGAGCGGUGGGGAGAGAGGAAAGGACAAACAGAGCGGUGGGGAGAGAGGAAAGGACAAACAGAGCAGUGGGGAGAGAGGAAAGGACAAACAGAGCAGUGGGGAGAGAGGGAAGGACAAACAGAGCGGUGGGGAGAGAGGGAAGGACAAACAGAGCGGUGGGGAGAGAAGAAAGGACAAACAGAGCAGUGGGGAGAGAGGAAAGGACAAACAGAGGGCUGCGGAGAGAGAGAAGGAUGAACAGAGUACAGAGACUUCAGACGAGGAUCACACAGAGCAGACAGACAGAGACUCAUUCAAACUACUCAUUAAGCCACACCUCUCUAAGUCAGACACACCCCGGCCUAAACAGAAGACCUCUGAGCCCCGUAAGCCACUCCCACGUGUGUUUGGGGUGGCAGCGGCUUCAAUCCGGUCCAAACCGCUUCUGGUGUCAGUGCUGGAACUGGACCAGAAGAAUGAGAACAGCAGCGCUGAAGGUGUGGACUCCCAUCAGGUCCUUGAAGGGACCACUGCCACCAAUGACCUGAACAAGGGGGUCCCUCUGCUCUCGUACCCGAAAGAGCCUAACCCCAGCAACAUCCCUGUCUCCUCCUGCCCUGAGAGCUCACCUGACCUGGCUGACAACCUGUCCCUGACCCCUGACAUCUGCCCAUGUGACCCCGCCCAGGAGAACCUGAGGGAGAACACCCUGAGCACUGAGGACGGGGGCCCUGUGGCCCUGGGCUCCCCUCACACACCUCUGGCUGUCUCUCCCAAGAGGGAGAACUCAGAGACAGACGCCGGAGGGAGGAGGGGGGUUGGGGGCUGGGGGGCAGGGGAGGCCCAAUCUCUCUCUCUGGGGCAGGGCUGUGGGUUGGAGGCACAGAGCCUGUUACUGUGUGAGGUGGAGGGGCAUGCUGUUGGACAGACAAUUGGACAGACGAUUGGACAGACACUCUCCGGGCUGCCCAAUGUCGGCACAGACGAGGAUGAGGUGGAUGAUAUAAUGGGGGACGAAGAAGACAACAACAGCCUGUGUGGUCGGCCAGACAAGAUGGCAGAUGUUGAGCUUGUGGGAGAGGGAGUGCCAGAGUCCAACCUGUCCAGCUGGAGGUCCAUCGAGGAGAUAUCAGAGGCAGGGGGAGGAGAGGACGGAAGCUCCCAAUUCCCAGAGGAUGAUAUCAGCAACCUGCAGAGUCGCCCAGAAAACAAGGAGCAGGAAAACAACAACAAUGACUCAGUGUUCCUAUCCUCUGGAAUGCCAACCUGUGUGACUCUGAAUGCCCUGUCAGAGGAGGUGAGACACCAGAGCCAGAGUGUGAGUCUGAGGGCGUCCCUCUCAAACAUACCACUCACAGAAGUGAGACCACAGGCUGCUGCAGCCUCCGAUAGGCCAACAACAUCAACGGACAGCUCAACACACCAAUCAGACAUAAGACAGGCUUCCUCAUCCAUGGAAAGCCCUGGGCGUGUCUCACCACCAGGGGGUAAACCACAGACCGUUUCAGACCAGAGCUCUGGUUCAGUAGAGGCAGCCAUUUCCAGACCCAACAGUAACACAGAUAUUAACCCAGCAGUCAAACAGGCAGACCUUGCCAUAUCUCUGCUGGGUGGGGCAUUUGGAUCCUUCAGUCAUAAAAUCAGACCAAGCAACUCCAAGUCAGGCAGACUGCCCCAAGAAACUUCCCCAUCAAUGAGGAAAGACACAGUAGAGAAUGUCCAAGUCUCCCAAGAAACUUCUCUCUCAGUGGGCAAAGACACAGUAGAGAAGGUCAAAGUUUCCCAAGAAACUUCCCCAUCAGUGAGCAAAGUCACAGUAGAGAAGGUCCAAGUCUCCCAAGAAUUGUCCCUAUCAGUGGGCAAAGACACAGUAGAGAUGGUCCAAGUUUCCCAAGUAUUUCCCCCAUCAGUGGGCAAAGACACGGUAAAGAAUGUCCACGUUUCCCAAGAAUUCUUCCUAUCAUUGGGCAAAGACACAGUAGAGAAGGUCCACGUUUUUCACGAAACUUCCCCAUCAAUGAGUAAAGACACAGAAAAGAAGUUUCAAGUUUCCCAAGAAAUUUACCCAUCAAUGAGCAAAGACACAGUUGAGAAAGUACAAUUUUCCCAAGAAUGUUCCCCAUCAGUGAGCAAAAACAUAGUAGAGAAUGUCCAAGUCUCCCAAGAAACUUCCCUAUGGGUGGGCAAAAACACUGUAGAGAAGGUCCAAGUUUCCCAAGAAACAUCCCCAUCUGUGAGCAAAGACACAGUAGAGAAGGUUCAAGUAUUCCAAGAAUCGUCCCUAUCAGUGGGUAAAAACACAGUAGAGAAAGUCCAAGUUUCCCAAGAAACUUCCCCGUCAGUGAGCAAAGACACAGUAGAGAAGGUCCAAGUUUCCCAAGAAACAUCCCCAUCCGUGGGCAAAGACAUAGUAGAGAAGGUCCAAGUUUCCCAAGAAACUUCCCCAUCAGUGAGCAAAGACACAGUAGAGAAGGUCCAAGUAUUCCAAGAACCAUCCCUAUCAGUAGGCAAAGACACGGUAGAGAAGGUUGAAGUUUCCCAAGAAAUUUCCCCAUCAAUGAGCGAAGAGAUAGUAGAGAAAGUACAAUUUUCCCAAGAAUGUUCUCCAUCAGUGAGCAAAAACAUAGUAGAAAAUGUCCAAGUCUCCCAAGAAACUUCCCCAUCAGUGGGCAAAGACACAAUAGAGAAGGUCGACAUUUCCCAAGAAACUUCCCCAUCAGUGAGCAAAGACACAGUAGAGAAGGGCCAAGUAUCCCAAGAAUCGGCCCUAUCAGUUGGCAAAGACACAGUAGAGAAGGUCCAAGUUUCCCAAGAAACUUCCCCAUCAGUGAGUAAAGACACAGUAGAGAAGGUCCAAGUCUCCAAAGAAUCUUCCCUAUCAGUGGGCAAAGACACAGUAGAGAAGGUACAAGUAUUCCAAGAAUCAGCCCUAUUAGGGGGCAAAGACACAAUAGAAGAGGUCCAAGUUUCCCAAGAAACUUCCCCAUCAGUGAGUAAAGACACAGUAGAGAAGGUCCAAGUCUCCAAAGAAUCUUCCCUAUCAGUGGGCAAAGACACAGUAGAGAAGGUACAAGUUUCCCAAGAAACUUCCCCAUCAGUGAGUAAAGACACAGUAGAGAAGGUCCAAGUCUCCAAAGAAUCUUCCCUAUCAGUGGGCAAAGAUACAGUAGAGAAGGUACAAGUUUUCCAAGAAACCUCCCCAUCAGUGAGUAAAGACACAGUAGAGAAGGUCCAAGUCUCCAAAGAAUCUUCCCUAUCAGUGGGCAAAGAUACAGUAGAGAAGGUACAAGUUUCCCAAGAAACCUCCCCAUCAGUGAGCAAAGACACAGUGGAGAAGGUCCAAGUUGUCCAAGAAUCUUCCCUAUCCCUAUCAGUGGGCAAAGACACGGUAGAAAGUGUGAAAAAGCUCUGUUCCCAGCCUCAGCCAGAGGAGACAGAGCCACAGACGAUGAGCCAAAGAGAGGGUGGUGGCGGUCAGGCGACUGAUAGGCACAUUGACCAACUAAAGAUGAGCGUGGCCUUAGAAGGGCAGGAGAGCAGUGUUUAUAUUUCAGGGGAAAGUGAGGUGAAGGAGAGAGCAGAGGAGAGAUUCUCUCCAACAGAGAGCAUUCCAGAACCUGCACAGCGUCAGACACCUGAGGGAGAGCUGAGCACAGAGAAAGCCAUCACUCCUCCUCAGCCAGAGAGGAGAGGGAAGCAGAGAAAGCAGAGCAGAGACAGACCCAGUCAGCUGCUCAGACAAUCUACAUCAGGCCCUGGGUCUACUGAUCAACCACAGAAACCCUCUCUCGCUACCAAGACCCUAGCAGACACCUCCCCACCAGGGAAACAAAAGAAUACGAACACGAGGGGACAAAAAUCUGUUGCAUAUACCAGACAGAGGACACCUGUGAAGGGCAAACCUGAAGCAGAGUCCGGGAGGAGAGGGGAAAACAGAAACGUCUCCGUUGCCCCGACUCCCCCUAGUCCUACCAACCUCUGCCCUAUAGCUCCCACUCUCCUAGUCAACCAGGAAGUGAACACGGAAGUGCACCAGAUAAUGCUUGAUAACAGGCCGCUGCCUGGCUGCCAGACAGAAAGCAGGAAGGAUAUCAACGAUAACAAUGUGGGGAGUGGCCAUGCCUCCCCUACAGAACAGAAUAGGUCCUCUUCUCCUCCACCUCUUCCCUCCUCCUCUCCUCCUCACCUCUCAUUCUCUCCUCUUUCCUCAUCUCCCCCACCUCUUCCCUCCUCCUCUCCUCCUCCUCUCUCCCCCUCUACUCUCUCCUCCUCUCCUCCUCCCAGCUCCUUCGUGAUGCCGCCAGAUGAGGACCUCCCCACUCCCAUACAGGAGUCCCAGCCUCUCGUCACCCCACUCCUAGACACCCAGCCUCAAUCAAUCAAUGUUCAGGCAGCCUCUGCAACCCUUUCUACUACCCCUAACGCCCUUCCUAAGCACCCCCCUAUACCCACCGAAAGUGUCCCUAUGUCCCCUACCCCCUCCUCAUUUCCAUCUCCAUCCACGUCAGCCCUGGCCUCAACCCCCAGCUUUACCCAGCCCACCCAGGAGUCUCUGCCACGGCUGGAGGCUCCAACCACAAUGCCUGUCCUCGGCAUCCGCAGGCAGGUCCAGCCCCAACCAAACCUCCUCACCAAGCCCAACAGACAGGUCAAGACAGGUCAGUCACAAAGCCCACAGGACAGAGAUGGGAUGGAUACAGACAGUGAUGACGAUGCCACUGCUGUUCCUCUACGACAUCACAUGACUCAGCCAAGGGGGACUGUGGGAAACCCUUCUCAUAAAGAGUCUGGCUCCUCCAAUCAGCGAGAGAUACUGCUUCACUCCUCCUGCCAAACAACUGAGAGACAGACAGACUGUCCAAUCAGCCACAAGGAUUCACAGGAGCUGGACCUGUCCUUCAAAUACAACUUGGGCUCCUGCAAUGAGUCGGAGAGUGACGGAUCAGUGCCAGAGUUGGAAGAACCAGAGGGGGUGCCACUGAGAUCCUCAGAACCCCAGCCCAUCUCUCCUGCUGAUGAGGGGAUAAACAGACCUAAGCAGAGCCGCAGUGAGAAGAAGGCCCGCAAGGCCAUGGGUAAGCUGGGCUUGCGGCCGGUCCACGGUGUGACCAGGAUCACUAUAAGGAAGUCGAAGAGCAUCUUGUUUGUCAUCAGCAGACCUGACGUCUUCAAGAGCCCCGCGUCAGACAUCUACAUCGUCUUUGGAGAGGCCAAGAUAGAGGACCUGUCUCAACAGGUGCACAAGGCAGCGGCAGAGAAGUUUAAGGUCCCGGUGGAGCCCUCCCCCCUGGCGCCACCUGCACCACCCAGCCUCACCAUCAAGGAAGAGAGCGAGGAGGAGGAGGUGGACGAGGGAGGUUUGGAGCAGAGGGAUAUAGAGCUGGUGAUGGCCCAGGCUAACGUGUCCCGUUCUAAAGCUGCCCACGCCCUCAGACACAACACCAAUGACAUCGUUAACGCUAUCAUGGAACUGACAAUGUGAGAGGACCCCCACCAAGCAUAAAUGCCACAGUCACAUCUGUAUCGCUGCUAUGUUGCAUUCUCCUUACCUGCUAAUAAACAGUCUGUUAUAACUA
This is a messenger RNA of Oncorhynchus mykiss (rainbow trout), 9092 nucleotides long. RefSeq lists its product as uncharacterized. Gene Ontology annotation, cellular component: nascent polypeptide-associated complex. The record is from RefSeq and is a predicted model, not a curated record. NCBI's taxonomy places the organism in Eukaryota, Metazoa, Chordata, Actinopteri, Salmoniformes, Salmonidae.